Toxorhynchites rutilus septentrionalis is the source of this 4828-nucleotide messenger RNA. Its product is annotated as ATP-binding cassette sub-family C member 4-like. Gene Ontology annotation, biological process: transmembrane transport. Gene Ontology annotation, cellular component: membrane. The transcript has 13 exons. The record is from RefSeq and is a predicted model, not a curated record. The coding region runs from base 303 to 4649 and encodes 1448 amino acids. NCBI's taxonomy places the organism in Eukaryota, Metazoa, Arthropoda, Insecta, Diptera, Culicidae. Gene Ontology annotation, molecular function: ATP hydrolysis activity; ABC-type transporter activity; ATP binding.
CAGCUAUGUGGUGAGUUAGUUGCUACUAACGAUCGGUGCGGUAUUCUCUCGCGGUUUAGGUUUUCGCGUUGUCGCGACGUCGGCUCCUCGAGGAAGAUAACAGCAAGUUAUUCUUAUCAGAUCUUACAGAUGAGCAGCUCAAAUCUUGUUUGUUGACUACAGCUUGUGCCUUCGGUGAUCAUCAUCAGAGAAAAAGCCGAAACCUCACUCCCCAAAGGGUUGAUGAAAACAUCACAUCGAGAAAUGCUCGGUUCCUCAUCUAAUAAUAAACUCGCUAACUUCAACGAUUGCACCUUCCAAAGAUGAAUCCAACCCGGUACGAAGCCGAUCCCAGCAUCCACGAGCUUCGUCGGGUGGAAAAUCCUGUGACCAGCGCUAACCCGAUCUCCCGGUACACUUUCUGGUGGUUGAAGGAUCUGUUCCGAGCGGGACUUAAACGACCCAUCGAGGGUGCGGAUAUCUACGAGACGCUUUCGGCACACCAGAGCGAGCAGUUGUCGUACCAAUUCGAGGAUCGAUGGCGGUCGGAGCUGAAGAAAAGCAAACCCAGCUUCUUCAGGGUGAUAUGUGAGAUCUACGGGUGGACCAUCAUUUCCCGCGGGUUGAUGUAUACCUCGGUGGACUCGUUUGCGAGAAUUUUCCAACCGCUCUGCCUCGGCGGAUUGGUAUCCUACUUUGCACCCGGCCAGCGCAACGUCAGCGAAACGGAAGCGUACUACUAUGCGGCCGGAAUCGUGCUCUGCUCGUUUGUGCCGGUGGCCAUUUUUCACCAUUUCAUCCUUUACAUCUUCCAGAUUGGGAUGAAGAUCCGGGUUGCGUGCUGCUCGCUGCUAUACAAAAAGGCACUGAGAAUCACGAAAGCGGCCGGCACCGACGGAAUCACCGGACAGGUGAUUAAUUUAAUGUCCAACGAUGUCGCCAAGUUUGACAUUGCCACCGGCUUCGUGCAUGACAUCUGGAAGGGCCCAAUCGAGCUACUGGUGCUGGGGUUUUUCAUCUACCGAGAGAUUGGCGUGGCCGGUCUGAUUGGAAUUGUGUUUCUGCUCAGCUUCAUUCCGCUGCAAGGCUGGGUUGGAAAAAAGGCGGCUUCCUACCGACUGAAAACCGCCACCCGCACCGAUCGGCGGGUGCGCUUCAUGAACGAAAUCAUCCAGGGCAUCCAGGUGAUCAAGAUGUACGCCUGGGAGGAUAGCUUCGGUCGUAUGGUGGACACCAUCCGGCGGCGGGAGAUUAACGGCAUCCGGGGUACAUUGUUCAUACGGGCCGGGUUGCUCUCGUUCAACCUGGUGUCGAAACUGUCGAUAUUUCUAAGCCUGGUCGGUUACUGCUAUUCGGGCAAUGUGUUUACUGCUAGCAAGGUUUUCAUUGUGACCUCAUACUUCAAUCUGCUAUACAGCUCGAUGUUGCACUUUUGGCCGCUGGCGGUGACUUCCGUGGCGGAGGGUAUGAUAUCGAUAAGGCGAAUUCAGGAGUUUCUGUUGCUGCCGGAGCGGAAGCUGCUGGAUAGCGAACGGGCCGUCGCUAAUGGACAGAAGGGCGAAGAGGGGGAAAUCAGGUUGAUGGAAAGCGUAAAAAUGGCCAAUGGUGAUGAUACGGUCAAGAUAAAGACAGCGACGGGGGUGGGGAAAGUGAAAAGUAAACGUUUUUUCAACAAGAAGUGUGUCGCUCGGAGGGGCGUUUUCUUGCGGAACGGAACCGCAUGCUGGAACAAGGAUGCCGUGAAUGGAAACACCAAUGUUGUAGGUAUCGGAAAUCUUACGCUGACUGUUGAACCAUCAAAGCUUUGUGCGGUUGUCGGUCCUGUAGGGAGCGGUAAGUCGACGCUGCUGCAGGUAAUCCUCGGAGAGCUGGAACUGGACGAUGGUCGGCUGGAGAUAUACGGAAACAUCAGUUACGCUUCACAGGAGCCGUGGCUCUUUGAGGGCACGGUGAAGAAUAACAUUGUUUUCAUAGAGGAUUACAACGAAAAGCGCUACCGUGAGGUGGUGAGAGUUUGUGCCUUGGAGAGGGACUUCCAGCUGCUACCGCAAGGGGAUGGAACAAUCGUUGGUGAACGAGGAAUCAGUCUGAGCGGAGGUCAGAGAGCAAGAAUAAGUCUAGCCAGAGCGGUUUAUAGGAAGGCGGAAAUUUAUUUGCUGGACGAUCCGCUUUCAGCUGUCGAUACCCACGUUGGAGCACAUAUUUUCGAGCAAUGCAUAAGGGAAUACUUGAGGGACAAAGUUUGCAUACUGGUAACGCACCAGCUUCAGUAUCUGAAGGAAGUUGAGCACAUUGUUCUGAUGAAUAUGGGUGCAGCGGAGGCUCAGGGGUCGUACCGUAGCUUGGAGGCAGCCAACACUUUCCCGUUGCUCGCCGCACUACAGCAAGAACAGGAUGCGAAAGAGUCGCAGCAAGACCAGGACCGAAUAGAAGAGUGUGUCAUCGACAGUGAGAGUGAAUUCGUUGAUGACAAGAGCGACACGUUGCAACAGAAGCUUCCCUAUGCGGAUCCGCUUUCGGUUGAUAGAGUACACUUCGAACCAACAGCAGUUUCCGCCACGAUAGCUCACUCGAACUCGACCCUUUACCAACCGUCUCCAUUCUCAUCCAGCGGUGUGGUAUUCGAUGAAGUCGACGAUGGCGGCGGAAGGAGCAGCACGCCCAUCGGCCGCCGCCGCCGGAAGCAAGGACAUCAACAUGUGGCAAACGGGGCGUCGAAAAGUGGCGCCGGAAAGGAGGGAGUAGGAGACGAUGGAGAUGGUAUUAAAACAGCCACCGACCAGGUCAACACAGAAUCUCAAAUUACCGGUACCGUUGGGUUCGGGGUGUACAAGAGUUAUUUUGCCGCAGUCGAGAGCGUGGCGCUUGUGGUGUUGGUAGCGACGCUUUUCCUUCUCGCCCAGGGUGCGAUGAGCGGAAUCGAUUACUUCAUCUCGCAGUGGGUCAACUACGAGGAGUUCGUCAGCCAAAAUGUCACGGCACGGAACACAACAUCCGAACCGAUUCGCUCAAAGUUGGAAGGAACGAUUUUUAUGGAUCUCACCAGAGAACACUAUCUGGCCAUCUACACGGGAGCGAUGGCCGUGAUGCUGUUCCUCUCGCUCAAUCGUUCAUUUUCGUUCUUCUAUCUCUGUCUGCGGGCAUCGAUUCGGCUGCAUGACCAAUUGUUCCGGGGGAUAACCCGUGCUACGAUGUAUUUUUUCAAUACGAAUCCCUCUGGUCGGAUACUGAACCGAUUCUCCCGGGAUAUCGGCUGCAUCGACAUUUUCCUGCCGUCCGCCAUGAUGGACUGUAUUCUGUUUUUUGUGGAAUUUACCGCCAUCAUCAGUCUGGUGGCCAUCGUUAACUACUGGCUGUUGCUUCCGACGGCUGUCAUGGGGGUCCUCUUCUUCAUUCUCCGACAUAUUUACACCAACACGGCCCGCAGUAUCAAACGGGUGGAAUCACUGACACGCAGUCCAAUUUUUUCGCACGCAAAUGCGUCCUUCCAGGGGCUAACGACGAUCCGAGCCUUUGGGGCGGAGAAAAUUGUAGCCUACGAGUUCGAUAAGCAUCAGGAUUUGAACACCUCGGCGUGGUACUUGUUCCUGUCAACGACACGUGCCUUCGCCCUCUGGCUGGAGAUGGUUUGUGUCCUCUACAUCGGCGCGGUUACGUUCAGCUUUCUGCUGAUGGGGAGUACAAUGAGCGGCAGCGUGGGUCUCGCAAUCACCCAGGUGUUUAACCUAAUCUUCAUGUGCCAGUGGGGAAUGCGCCAGACAGCCGAGUUGGAAAAUCAGAUGACCUCGGUCGAACGGAUCAUCGAGUACGCUGAAGUGCAAUCGGAACCCCCGCUGGAAACGAUCGAUCCACAGAAGAAACCUCCGACAGAUUGGCCAACGGCUGGCGCGAUUGAGUUCGAGUGCUUUUCGCUCCGCUAUUCGGCCGAUGGCGAACCGGUGCUGAGGGAACUGAAUUUGGCGAUCGAGGCAAAGGAGAAAAUUGGUAUCGUUGGCCGCACUGGAGCUGGCAAGUCCUCGAUCAUCCAAGCACUGUUUCGGCUAGCGGUAAACGAGGGUAUGAUUAAAGUGGAUGGAAUCGACUUGGGAGCACUGGGACUGCACGAUUUGCGGAAGAAAAUUUCCAUUAUUCCGCAGGAUCCCGUACUGUUCUCGGGGACAGUGCGAGAGAAUAUGGAUCCGUUCGGGCAGUACCAGGAUGACGAUAUGUGGCGAGCGUUGGAACUGGUAGAACUGCGCGAAGUGGUUCAGCAGAUGGAGGGAGGACUGGACGGAAAAAUGGCGGACGGUGGCUCGAACUUUAGUAUGGGUCAGCGGCAAUUAGUUUGUUUGGCAAGGGCAAUUUUGGGGAACAACAAAGUUUUGAUCCUCGAUGAAGCCACUGCCAAUGUGGAUCGGGAGACGGAUAAAUUGAUUCAGAGAACCAUUCGAACUCAGUUCGAGAACUGCACCGUACUGACAAUUGCACAUCGGCUGCACACGGUUAUGGAUAGCGAUAGGGUACUGGUUAUGGAUGCCGGGGAGGCGGUUGAGUUCGGGCGACCCCAUGAUCUGUUGCAGAAACCCGAUGGCUUUCUGCGGAAGCUGGUCACCCAGACCGGCAAAGUAACGGCGGCUGCGUUGGAGGACAUUGCUAGAAAUUGUUUAAGGGAGAAUAAUACAACAAGUUGAGUGGUUUUUAAAUACAUGCGUGCUCUUCAUAUAAUGCUCGUGUACUUAGGUUUAAAAAAUUGAAAAAAAAGAUCUGAACACAAAUCGAAUAGACCCCUAUAGGGAAAAGGUCCACAGUUCGGUAGAUAUUUCUUAUACAAUAAAACAUUGAGUACGUCAUAAAGUAUACUCGAUUGAUC